CCGGGUUCAAGCAAUUCUCCUGCCUCAGCCUCCUCAGUAAUGGGAUUACAGGCACACGCCACCCCACCCGACUAAUUUUUUAAAAAGUAUUUUUAGUAGAGACAGGGUUUCACCAUGUUGGCCAGGCUGGUCUCGAGCUCCUGACCUCAGGUGAUCUACCCUCUGCCUCCCAAAGUGCUGGGAUUACAGGCGUGAGCCACCAUGCCGGGCCUGUGUUUACAUUUAUUUAACCCUCACAACAACCUACUAGAUUGGUAAACCUGUGAAAUAGCGGUUGUUAUUUUAUAGAAGGGGAAAUUGAAGUACAGAAAAGUUACAUAAUUUGCCAGUAGUUACAACACUAGUAAGUGGAGGAGCCAAGACUUGAAUGUUUUUUACUAUACUGUACAAGAGAGAUACAAAGACCCCAAUAUAUGUGCAUCUACAAUAUACACACAUGCACAGGCACACUCACAUUUCUGCACCUACCAUCCUAUAGUGCUUGCUGUUUAUACAAGAGAUCCAACAGUUUCAUGGCUCUGGGUCUCAAACCUGUAAUAAUAGAGUUGCCAGAUUGAGCAAAUAAAAAUAAAGGAUGGCCAGGCACGGUGGCUCAUGCCUUUAACCCCAGCACUUUGGGAAGCCAAGGCCGGUGGAUCACCUGGGGUCAGGAGUUUGAGACCAGCCUGGCCAACAUAGCGAAACCCCGUCUCUACUAAAAAUACAAAAAUUAGCCAGAUAUGGUGGCGCCCACCCAUAGUCCCAGCUACUUGGGAGGCUGAGACAGGAGAAUCGCUUGAACCCAGGAGGUGGAGGUUGCAGGGAGCUGAGAUCAUACCACUGUGGUCCAGGCUGGGUGACAGAGUGAGACUCCAUCUCAAAAAAUAAUAAUAAUAAAAUAAAAUAAAGGAUGCAGGCCAGGCACCUUGGCUCACACACCUGUAUUCCCAGUACUUUGGGAGGCAGAGGUGGCACAAUUACUUGAGCCCAGGAGUUUGAGACCAGCCUUAGCAACAUACACCUCAUCUCUAAAAAAGAAAAAAUAAAUAAUAAUAAAAAAUUAAAGAUGCCCAGUUAAAUUUGAAGUUUAGAUAAGCACCAAAUAAUUUUAAAUAUAUCUAUGCAAUAUUUGGGACACACUUAAGCUUAAAAAUGUUUUUGGUGUUUAUCUGAAAUUCAAAUGUAACUGGGCAUCCUGUAUUUUAUCUGGCAACCCUACUAAGGAGAAAAAUUCCUAUUUGUCUUUCAAGUUCUAAGUCAAAUGACUAUUUCUACAGAAAGUCUUCAGUGAUUUCUCUGGGUAGUUUGUUUUUCCCUUCUGUUCUUUUAUAACCUCACCUGCUUCUAUCCAUUAUAGUAUUUAUUACUCUGAUUGUAGGCGCCUGAUCCUUCCCAUUCAGACCUUUUAUCUUUUGUGGGGAAAGCGUUUUAUGUUCAUCUCUGAAUUCCCAACCUUGGAGAUGUUGAAUGAUUGAAAUGGUAAUUGAAUAAACAUUUACUGAGAGCCAGUAGGUUUAAGAGGAGGAAUGAAGGAGAACCAGCAUUUAUUAAUUGCCUUCUAUAUGCUAAAUAUAGUGCUGAUUGCUUACAAUAUUUAAUGCCCCUUAGGCCUUAUUAAUAAAAUGGACGAGCAGUCUUUCGCCGCAGGAAGAUCACAUUCUCCUGAGGCCUAUAACAUUUGGCAUAAAUAACUGAUGCCAUUAUAGUCUCUGUAUCUCCUUUCUGAGAAAGCUGAACCUGGGCCUAGUUGGCGUAGAACUCCUGUUUCCAUAGAAACAAGAGGGUCUGUAAAAGUCAAGGGAGACAGGAAGAGCAGUUUGCACUUCCGGCUUACGUCGGAGACGCGUAGAACCCGGAAGUUGGCGCAGCGCGGUUGCCUAUGGUCGCUCCCUGAGAGGAUGCCGCUCGUGGUGUUUUGCGGGCUGCCGUACAGCGGCAAGAGCCGGCGUGCUGAAGAGUUGCGCGUGGCGCUGGCUGCCGAGGGCCGCACGGUGUACGUGGUGGACGACGCAGCUGUCCUGGGCGCAGAGGACCCAGCGGUGUACGGCGAUUCUGCCCGUGAGAAGGCAUUGCGUGGAGCUCUGCGAGCCUCCGUGGAACGGCGCCUGAGUCGCCACGACGUGGUCAUCCUGGACUCGCUUAACUACAUCAAAGGUUUCCGUUACGAGCUCUACUGCCUGGCACGGGCGGCGCGCACCCCGCUCUGCCUGGUCUACUGCGUACGGCCCGGCGGCCCGAUCGCGGGACCUCAGGUGGCGGGCGUGAACGAGAACUCUGGCCGGAACGUCAGUGUGAGUUGGCGGCCACGCGCUGAGGAGGACGGGAGAGCCCAGGCGGCGGGCAGCAGCGUCCUCAGGGAACUGCAUACUGCGGACUCUGUAGUAAAUGGAAGUGCCCAGGCCGACGUACCCAAGGAACUGGAGCGAGAAGAAUCCGGGGCUGCGGAGUCUCCAGCUCUUGUGACUCCGGAAUCAGAGAAAUCUGCAAAGCAUGGGUCCGGUGCCUUUUACUCUCCCGAACUCCUGGAGGCCCUAACGCUGCGCUUUGAGGCUCCCGAUUCUCGGAAUCGCUGGGACCGGCCUUUAUUCACUUUGGUGGGCCUAGAGGAGCCGUUGCCCCUGGCGGGGAUCCGCUCUGCCCUGUUUGAGAACCGGGCCCCACCACCCCAUCAGUCUACGCAGUCCCAGCCGCUCGCCUCCGGCAGCUUUCUGCACCAGUUGGACCAGGUCACGAGUCAAGUACUGGCCGGAUUGAUGGAAGCGCAGAAGAGCGCUGUCCCCGGGGACUUGCUCACGCUUCCUGGUACCACAGAGCACUUGCGGUUUACCCGGCCCUUGACCAUGGCAGAACUGAGUCGCCUUCGUCGCCAGUUUAUUUCGUACACUAAAAUGCAUCCCAACAAUGAGAACUUGCCGCAACUGGCCAACAUGUUUCUUCAGUAUUUGAGCCAGAGCCUGCACUAACCAGAGGAGGUAGGGGGGAAGCCAUGGCUUCUGAUCUCCACUCCACUUUAUUUCUCUGGGAAAAAUAGGCUGCAGGUCUCCAGAGCAUAUCGAUGCAGUACUGUACUAGAGCUGUUGUGACUGAUUCACUCGAACUUUCCUGCAUACCCCUGUGCCAGGCCUUGGGUUUACAGCAUAAGUUCAGACUAAAGAGAAUGGAGAACUAUUGUGGUGCAACCUGGCAAAUCCCUCCAGAGGACAGAGCUAAGGUGGACAGGGAUUACCUAGAUUGGAUCCUACUUGGGCUAUCACAGAGCAUUGACCAUUGGCUUCCCUCAAAUGAGGCUUGGGAGAGCAGACUGGAUAGAUGAGAAUUGUUUUAAAACAAUUGUGAACAGAAACUGAAGAUGGCACAGUUCUACAUCUGCACCUGCCCUUUUUUCAUACCACAGAAGUAUUUUUGGAGUACUGUACUGACUUUUUGAUAGUUUCUAUUCUGGGACCGAGUUCACAGAUAAAUCCAUUGGUUUGUAUCCUUGAGAAACUUUGUUUGUGUGGAAGUAAGAAAGUUAUCUACUAGAUUAUUUCCUCUAAUAAAAUCUUUUAAAAUAGUC
Gorilla gorilla gorilla (western lowland gorilla) is the source of this 3535-nucleotide messenger RNA. It is a transcript of the gene KTI12, whose product is annotated as KTI12 chromatin associated homolog. The record is from RefSeq and is a predicted model, not a curated record. Bases 1878 to 2942 code for a protein of 354 amino acids. The transcript has a single exon. NCBI's taxonomy places the organism in Eukaryota, Metazoa, Chordata, Mammalia, Primates, Hominidae.